AUGCCAAAAAGGACCCGCUGGAACAGGGCAGUCUUCUCUCAUGCAGGGCAGUCGUCUGUCAUGCAGAGCAGUCGUCUCUCGUGCAGGGCACUCGUCUCUCACAUAGGGCAGUUGUCUCUCGUGCAGGGUAGUCACCUCUCAUGCAGGGCAGUCGUCUCUCACAUAGGGCAGUUGUCUCUCGUGCAGGGCAGUUGUCUCUCGUGCAGGGCAAUAGGGUCCCUGUUUGACUGUGGCAAAGGAAUGGCUGUUAUACGAAGUGUUGGCCAUAUCCAAAUUGGUCACUGGAACAGCAUCUUUAUCCAGCGACAACUACGUCAGGGGUAUGUGCGCCUAAACUCAGAAAGUGUUGUUGAAGGAAAAAUUGACGGUGAUUUCAGCCGUAUAACCCUGAGGCAAGAACUUUUCCUUGGUGGUUAUGUCAACAUGUCAGCCAUUUCUAGUAGAGUUGGAACGACCAAGAAAUUCUCCGGAUGCAUCCAGGAAUUGGUCAUUAACAGUCGGAAGUAUGAUAUGCGCAAAGAUCCUCUUCUUGGAAAUGCUGUCUAUGGUACCAAUGUUGGUAAGUAG
Messenger RNA from Acanthosepion pharaonis, 567 nucleotides. The record is from the annotation of a GenBank genome assembly. Lineage: Eukaryota; Metazoa; Mollusca; Cephalopoda; Sepiida; Sepiidae.